Molecule: messenger RNA, 933 nt
Organism: Aspergillus versicolor CBS 583.65
Lineage: Eukaryota; Fungi; Ascomycota; Eurotiomycetes; Eurotiales; Aspergillaceae
Product: phytanoyl-CoA dioxygenase family protein
Exons: 4
Coding region: 1-933 (310 amino acids)
Source: RefSeq, a predicted model, not a curated record
AUGCCGAACCCUUCUCACCAGGCGCAUAACCCCGAGGUAGUGGAGUUGGAUGCCUCUGCUCCUAUUGAAGAGAUCGUGAAUGUCAUCAAUCGCGAUGGCGGUAUUAUCAUCAAGAACUUCUUGAGCCCUGAAACGAUCGACAAGAUUCAGGAGGAAUCCCAGCCGUACUGGAGUAAACUUGGAACAUAUUGUGGGAAGCUGUUCGAUGCAGCAGACCCUCCACUCAGUGGUUUCGCGGGGAAAUCGCCCACCUUCGCCCACAAGGCGAUCAAUCACCCAACCUAUCGCGAGGUCGCAAAGGCUCUCUUGAAGGAGGAAUCCAACGUGUAUCGCGAUGGGAAGAGAUACAACACCGUCUCCUAUCCAGUGUUGGCCGUGUCCGAGGCAUUCAACCGCGGUUCCCCCUCAACCGCUCAGCAGCUCCACCGCGACGACAUGGCACAACACUUUGAUCAUCUCGAGGGUAGCGGAGAGAGCUCCCUGCUGGGUUUGCUUGUUGCAGGCGUGGACACGAACUUUGAGAAUGGUGCCACACAGGUGAUCGUUGGUUCCCACAAGUGGCCCGAGGCAGCCGUUCGCGGACCGGCCGACCGCUCCCUCUGCUCAACCUGCGAGAUGAAUAAGGGUGACGCGGUCUUCAUCAUCGGCAGCAUCUGGCAUGGCGCCGGUGAGAACAAGACGAACCCACCCGAGCGCCGGAUCAUCUAUUCGUGCCAUAUGACUCGUGGUUCGAUGCGCGCGGAUGAGAACCAAUACCUAGGCAUUGAUCUAGACGUUAUCAAGACUUAUGAACCUGAAGUCCAGGCUCUACUGGGGUACUCAAUCAGCCAGCCGAACUGUGGCCACCUAGAUGGGAAGGAUCCCAUCACCCUCCUGGGCAGCAAGGAGGAUCCGUUCGGAUAUGGAUCAUUGCCGAGCCGGAUUGCUACAUAA